Rhopalosiphum padi (bird cherry-oat aphid) is the source of this 3762-nucleotide messenger RNA. RefSeq names its product inner centromere protein A-like. The record is from RefSeq and is a predicted model, not a curated record. NCBI's taxonomy places the organism in Eukaryota, Metazoa, Arthropoda, Insecta, Hemiptera, Aphididae. The transcript has 11 exons. The coding region runs from base 504 to 3122 and encodes 872 amino acids.
UAGUAGGUGGGUCUAACACCAGCAUUUUUUUCCCCUAACAUGAAAUAUAGAUCGGCGCCACUGAACUUACGACUAACCUCUGAGACUGGGAGUGAGAAUAUGAAUAAAGUUAAAACUUUUGUAGUAAAAUCAUUAUGAUUAUUUUAAUCCCCCGUCAAUUGGAUCCUUUUGCGUCAGUUAGUCUCCGGGAUCUAGCUGUCGAGGGAUCUAUGUGACCGUUCACCGUGUAAACAAAUCUUAUCAUUUUUAUCAUUGUUUGAAAAAUAAUGCACAAAUUCAGGAAUAACGACAAUUUAGAGUUUUUUGAAGUUACAGUAGUUACAGUUACAACUUACAAGUAUUUCAACUACGAUACAACGAUACAAGUAAAAUACUCAACAAUUGAUACUUUUUAACUUUUAUGUACUAAGUAGUGACUUGAUAAUUUGCUACUGUGCGUGACAAUUUUAAAUGUUCUCUAUUAAAUAAAAUCUUUAUUUGGAUUUUUUAAAAUUUAUUUAUAAAUGUCGGACCCAUCAGAUUUUGAAAGUAUUAUUUCAGACAUAAUUGUCUCUCCGUGCAGUUUUGACAGUAAUGACGACGAACAUGCAACUGUGAAUGAUGAUAAUUUAGAAUCAACAAUAUCCUUAACCAACAAUGUAGUAAUAAACACGAUGAAUGUUGAUGGUAUGACCACUUAUGAUCCAUCUCAACAUGACGUAUCUCUUACGGAUAGUGAUCAUAGUUUACUGGAAGUCCCAAAACAAUUGAAUGCCUCUUCUCCUUCCAGUGUUUGCUCAACAAGACCACUUGAAUGGGAUAGUGGAGCCGAUGUGGGAUAUGAUAUUACAUCUCAACAACAGAGUCAAGAUAUGAGUACAAUUGAAAGAAUUGCAGUGAGUAGCCUCGUUUAUAAUACAAAUUCAACUCCAAUUGUUAAUCAAAACCAAAUAAUUCGUACAAAAACCAAAAGUAAUUCAUUGGUUAAUCUGAAUGAAAUAGAAUUAUCCAGAGAAAAAAAAUCUACUUCGUUAGAUGUAUUAAAAUUUACAACUGAGAAGAGUGACACACUACCAAAAUGCCGAUCACCAAUGGCUUCUUCACUUUCAGUGUCAACAGUAGUUCACAAAUUAGAGUCUUUGAAAACAGAAUGUAUUAAUAAAUUAAAUGAAAAAGAUGUAAGUUUGAUUUUCAAUCAACAAGAAAAAAGGUUUGAAAAAUUGAGCAUUAACUCCAACAAAGAACAAAAAUCGACAGAGAGUAGUAAAGAGUCUAAUAGUACCUUAGAAAGUGCUGACACUGCUGGAUCUUGGGUGGCAAAAGAAUUCCACGACUCAACAAAUAAUACUACCGAUCGAGUAAAUAGCUUUGAAUAUUUACCAGGUAAUUCAUAUUAUAAUACUAGAAGUGAUGAACAAGAAGACUACUCAGAUAAAGAAAUUAAACAAAGUACUAAAAUACUGGUUGAUGCAAUGAAACAAAAUGGUUUAACAAAUGAACUUCAAAGAAAAGAAAUUUUUAAAGAAAUUAUUGAGAGUUUUUUAAAAAACUACAUUCAGAAAGACAAAAAUAACAGUUCAUCAUUAAAAAGUUCAUCAGAUACUGAUCAUACUCCUCAUACUCCAAUUAGACAAGAUUUUACUUCUCAAACAUCUAAUACUGCUAAUACCAUAGUCAACAAUCCAAUAAAUAAUCAUUCCAGCACAAUUACAUUUACAUCACCAAUAACUUCUUCACGGUAUGGUGAUGAUGUCGAUUCUAAAUAUGAUGAAUCUUCUUUGGACUCUGGGCGGCAUAUAAAUUUGCAAAAGUGUAAAAUAAAAAAAUCAUGUACCUCGAUAAAUUUACAGAAACAAAAAGAUCAAAGUGUGCAAUGUACAAUCCAAGAUAAUUUAAUAAACAUAAAUGAAAAUGAAAAUUUGAAACCUUCAGCAUCUUCAAAAAAAAAUGAUGACUUAGAAUCAAAUCCAAAAAAUAACACUCAUAGUAAAACAAAGUACAAUGAUGUUAAUAAGGAUUUUAAUAAACAAAUGAUUUGGUUUCAUAAAAAUUACAUGAAAACUGAAAGAGAAAAUCAAAUGCUCUGGAUCAACAGUCAGAUAUCUCACUUAAAUAAUUUGAAAAAGCUAUUGAACACCCAUGAAGAACUGAAAAAAAAUUGGAAUACAUAUAAGCAGAAACAAACAAAUAGUAAAUCUAAGUUAAGGAGAAGACUUCCAAUAUCAAAUUCAAGUUCUGAUGUUACUACUUCAACUUAUACAGAUUCAACUAUUUCUUCCAAACCAGUAUCAGUCACAUCAAGAUUUAAUGAAACUGAUAUUGAAUCUUCAGCUACAAUUUGUGACCAUGUACAUUAUAAAAAAGGAAUCCUUGUAGACGAACCUAACUCUUUGAAAAAAUGUUGCGAGAAAAUGCUGCUUGAUGGCAUUAAAGAUAAACAAAAUCAGAAGACUAAUAAAUUUAAAACUGCAUGGUCUCAAACUGAAUCAAUUCAUGAAACAAAAUUGAAAACUGAUAGAAAGCAAAAAUCUCAGUCUGGUGUUAAUUAUACAGAAUGUCAAUUAAAACCAAGCAGCAGUAAAAGUUCUAUAAGUUAUGAUAUAAUAUUUAAGCCUACUUCAAGAUGUUUAAAAGAAAUAAAUGCUGUUAAUGAUCAAAAAAAAAAGCAGAAACAUUCUAUAUCAGUAGCAUGUCAAACAAAUAAAAUCCCAUUUAAACCUAAAUCUAGCUUACAGGAAUAUUUAAUAAUAAAUCGUCCAGAUUACAUUUGUCGAGCAGAAGAAAGGCAAAAUAUCUUAACUAACUUAGCUAGUUUAAGAGACAAACGCAAAGAAUUAAAAAAAGAUAUGCUGAUAACAAAUAAUAAUGAAAAUAAGGUUCCACCAAAUCCAUUAGCUGUUAAGCGUGUAAUGAGUCAAAGUGAAAUGAGGAAGUUGACUGAAAAUAAAUAUCGCAAAUGUCCUGAAGUCAAAAAUAAAAAGAUCGAAAAAAAACGGAAAGAGGAAUAUAAAACAAAUAAAAUGAUGGCAAACAUAUUUAACAAGAGACUUCAAAAAAAGACAUUAAAAGGAAAAGUGGAUUUAUCCAACAGUAUUGUGAAGAAAUAUGAAAACAAAAAUUGUUCAAUGUUAUUUUUAUUUUAAGUUUGGAUAAAUAAUUAUAAAUUAUAAAAAAGUUAUCAACUGGAAGAAACACGCUAAGACACUGUUUUUGUUUAAGAAGUAGUGCUCACAAAUAUGUUCAAAAUAUUUAAUAUAAUAUAAAAUUAACAAUAUCAAUGUUAAAUUGAAACACGGAAAAAGGUACACUUUUCCUCCCAUUUAAGCACUAUAUGUGAUAACUAAGAAACUAAGUCUCAAUAAGUAAUAUUUUUCAGUAUCAUUAACAUAUAAUUAUAGUUUUUAAUAUAGUUACUUUUAGUUUGAAGUACAAUUACAUUUAAAUACAGAAUAUAUAUUAUGACGUAUAAUCAAGGCCGGAUUGGUCUGGCAAAAUAUCGAGUAAAACUCGAUGGGCUGCUCAAAAUAUGGGCCAGCUUUGAGUUAGGUAGUAUUUUUUUGUUUUUAUUAUAGUGAUUAAUUAGUACAAACAUUGGUAGAAAAUAUAAUUGAUUCUAAUUAUUUAAAUGGUACAGUAGUUGUAGCUGUAAUCAAACAUUAGAAAUCCUAACUCGAUAGGCUGAUAUUUUGCCAACCCGGCGCUGAGUAUAAUAUGUUUAAUACAUAUUAUAUCUUAUGAUAUUCUGAAAAUAUAUUACAUACUAAUAUAGUAAAUUGAUAAUAU